UGCCUCUCAACAUAAUAUGUCUACGUUUAUACACCCCCAAGUACAAGCAGUACGUACCGAGGUUGUAGGUAGGUAAGGUAUGUAGUAAGGUAGGAGAGGUACGUACCUAACUGUGGAAUGUCACACCUCGGUGUGCUCCGCUUUUAUCGGUAAAGAAAAGAGGAGACGCCUUGACCGCGAAUCGAAGGAGCUAUGCGACCAAGAGGGAACGCGGAGAUAGCCGUGGUUGCCGUUUUCAACAGGGUCGGAAAUGACGUUCAUCACAUCUACAUCCCGCUUUCGGUACAUACCAAGGCUAAACAACAGACAUCAAAACUGUCUCACGUUCAUUUGUUGGAAAGUCUGAUAAGAAGACUACCGUCCGGCUAAGAAGAAGGGGGAAAAAAGUGUGCAAACGCCUCGGUCCGAACGGACCCUCGUCAACCCACCCUCGACCAAAACCGUCGUCAUGAUAUUGCGCCAACUGCCCUUGCUAAAUCAUCACAACGGAAACCGCAAUGCAUAACGGCGACCUUCGCGGUCAUGAAUUCGUCGCGUACACCGGCGAGGAUGACGACCGCUCCAAUGACGCGCCGCCCGUCGUCGACUACAAGCGCCGGGGCACAUUCGGCAUGCCUUCCGCCCUGAAGGCGCGCGACAUGAGCAUCGAUGCACAACACGCCGGCUCCAUCACGCACGACGCACCCGAGGGCCGAGAGACCGUCGUAGAAGGAACGGUCGCUGACCCCGCCCGUCACAUCUACAUGUCCAGCAUCAGCAACAGCAACAGCAUCAGCCCCGGCAACAGCCUGACUGCCACAGCGCAUAGCCCGGAGGAGACGACGCGGACCGGCGGGGGACGGGAUCGCGGGCCAUUGGACGACGUCGAGCUGCAGGACCCCCGGCACGACAAGCCCGACGGGACCGCUGGGGCGCCGUCCCGGCGUGCGUCGCUCCUCUCGACGCUGGCGAUCGAGUUGUACACGGUCUCGUACCUCAUCUUUUUCGCUGUCCUCGGCACCCUCGCCCGCCUGGGCCUCCAGGCCCUGACGACAUACCCCGGCGCGCCCGUAUCCUUUGGCGUCCUGUGGGCCAACGUCGGCGGCAGCCUCGUCAUGGGGUUCCUGGCCGAGGACCACCUGCUGUUCAGGCCCCAGUGGGCCCCCGACGCCGUCUUUAUCGACCCCUCCGCCGCCGCGAAGGCGCACCUUGCGGUCAAGAAGACGAUCCCGCUGUACAUCGGCCUCGCCACUGGCUUCUGCGGCUCCUUCACCUCCUUCUCGUCCUUCGUCCGUGACGUCUUCCUCGCCGUGACCAAUGACCUCCCCAGCGCCGGCGCCGCGCCGCGCAACGGCGGGUACUCCUUCAUGGCCGCCAUCGCCGUCGUCCUCACCACCGUGUCUCUCUGUCUCUCGGCCCUGGUCGUCGGCGGCCACCUCGCCGCGGCCCUCGAGCCCAACAGCUCGUCCGCAGCGUAUCCCCCCCGUCGUAAGAUCCUCGACCGGGGCGUCGUCUUCCUCGGCUGGGGCACCUGGAUCGGCGCCGUCGUCCUUGCCGUCGUGCCUCCGCGCGAUGCCUGGCGCGGUCAGGCUGUCUUCUCCCUCGCCUUCGCGCCCGCGGGCUGCCUCGCCCGGUUCUACGUCAGCCGCUGGCUUAACCCGCGGGCACCCGCGUUCCCCCUCGGCACCUUUGCGGUCAACAUCGCGGGCGUCGCGGUGCUGGGCAUAUGCUGGGACCUGGGGCACGCGGGGGUAGGCGGCGUGCUCGGGUGCCAGCUGCUGCAGGGCGUCGAGGAUGGCUUCUGCGGGUGUCUGACGACGGUGUCGACGUGGGUCACCGAGCUGACGGCCCUGAGACGGCGGCACGCGUAUGUGUACGGCGCGUCGAGCGUGGUGGUGGGGUUUGCGCUGUUGGUUGUUGUCAUGGGGUCGAUGCGGUGGUCCGAGGGGUUCGGGCCGCUGAAGUGUACGCAUUGAUUGAUGUCCGAGAUGAGAAGCCUAGUUUUUUCUUUUUUUUUCUUCUUCUUUUUGUAAUCUUACCGCCGAGCCGGUCAUACCACGAUAGUUACUGGACACGUAAUUCUAAUAGUCGAAAAUCCGACUUCAUGAUUUUCCG
Messenger RNA from Colletotrichum navitas, 2094 nucleotides. RefSeq names its product CrcB-like protein. Lineage: Eukaryota; Fungi; Ascomycota; Sordariomycetes; Glomerellales; Glomerellaceae. The record is from RefSeq and is a predicted model, not a curated record. Gene Ontology annotation, cellular component: plasma membrane. Gene Ontology annotation, molecular function: fluoride transmembrane transporter activity. Bases 498 to 1955 code for a protein of 485 amino acids. Gene Ontology annotation, biological process: fluoride transmembrane transport. The transcript has a single exon.